UAUGUUUACAACACGUCAAAACAAAAAGGAAAUACAGUUAACAUAACUUGUCAGGUACAAUUACAUUUAAACUACAGGAAUACACUUUUACAAGCCUUUGAUAUAUCGACAGUUCUGUAUUCUUGCCAUUUUCGGCAACAUUUUCAUCACUCUCCGUCGAGUUCACUGGAAAUGGCGGCUGCCGAAGCGUUGAAGAUCCGGGUUGCCCAGGAAAACGUACAAAUAGAACUCUGAUGAACGACUAAAUACUUAUGUUUGUCUGUUCUUCUGGAAAUGAGACAAACAGGAAGUGCACUCCUUUGGUUCCUGUUUGUGUAUACAGUUGCAUGCUGGGUAGACUACAACCUGCCAAAAAGCCACUUGUCUUUCUUUUUGCGUAACAAUCCAGAAAUGAAGCAAAGAUGUCAGGAGGAUGAAGCGUGUCCGUACAAGGGAUAUUUAAAUGAGACCAGAUGUUGGGGAUAUGAGGAUUACUGUGAUACAACCAGUCGUCUGAAUUCUACCACUUGUCCAGAGGGAAGCAGAGGAUGGACAAAGGGUAAAGCUGAGCAGCUAGACCUGUUUUGGAAAUCUGUGGACUUUGGUUACAUUCUGGAGAGGAAACAGGAGCUAAAAACCUUUUGUGAACCAAAAACUCAGGAGGAUUCAUCCCUUGAAUGUGUUCGCUACACUCGGUUUUGUCGAGGGAGGAACCUGUUCUUUGAUUUCACCAAACCAGAAAUGUUUUCUGGUCAAGAGAGAUUCAAAGAAAACUUGUUUGAUGCGAAGUUGAGGUUUGCACAGGAUGAAUUUAAUACAGGUGUGAUAGGGGGCCACUGUGACCUAGAUAAAGAGGCCCUCAAAGCAGAGGGAGAUCAUAAGAGUGCUUUACAAUCCUGGUUUGCUGAAGUGGAGCAUUUCUCAUCACUGCCUUUCCGUCCAAUCCAAGAUGGCCGAUGUGAUAUCAUUUUAGACAAACCAACAUACUUUAUGAAGUUAGAUGCAGGGGUAAAUAUGUACCACCAUUUUUGUGACUUUAUCAAUUUGUAUGCUUCCAAUCACCUAAACAACUCUUUUUCCACUGAUGUCUACGUUGUUAUGUGGGAUACGAGCACCAUGGGCUACACAGAUCUGUUCACAGAGACCUGGAAAGCCUUCACAGACUAUCCUAUUAUUAGAUUACACAAGUUCACAAAGAAAACUUUGUGUGUACGAGAAGCUGUCUUUUCUCUACUUCCCAGAAUGAGAUAUGGCAUGUAUUAUAAUCAGCCUUUGGUUCCAGGUUGCAGUGGGAGCAGUUUUUUUGAAGCCUUUAAUCAGCAUUUGGCUCACAGACUUAAACUCACACAACAUGGGCCACUGGAGUCCAAAAUUAGAAUAACUCUUCUGUCCAGAAAAACAAAGUACAGGAACAUUCUGAAUGAGGAUGAGUUGAGAAGGGCAAUGAUUACAGUGGGAGAAUUUGACGUCAAAGUAGUAACAUAUAACAGGGACAUGCCAUUUAUGGAGCAAAUAGAGACAUCCUACAAUAGUGAUAUAUUUAUUGGCAUACAUGGAGCCGGACUGACACAUCUUCUCUUUCAACCAGACUGGGCUGUAGUUAUUGAAUUAUAUAAUUGUGAGGAUGAUUCCUGCUAUCAUGACCUGGCAAGAUCUAGAGGUAUUCACUACAUGACAUGGGAAAAACCAUCCAAAGUUUACCAAGAAGAUGAGGGUCAUCAUCCAACACUUGGGGCUCAUGCCAAGUUUACAAACUAUGAGUUUGAUGUGAGUGAGUUCAUGAGAUUGAUCCUUAAUGCUGCUGAGUAUGUACGAUCUCAUCCUAAAUUUAUCCAAGGAAGACAAUCCAAGUAUUCUGAGGGAAAAGGGAAGCAAUCCAAAGCUUCUCAAGGGAGAGAAUUCAAAGAAGAGUUAUGAUGUUAAUGUAAUAAGUAGGUUUCAAGGAGAAAUGGCAAAUAACAUGAAUUUGUAAAGAUAGGAAAGUAAUUGAUACACAAAACCGAAAUUUUUGAUAUUUUAAGAAAGAGCUUAAUUCAAGGGUUAAACUCCUGAUGCACAUACAUACAUAAACACGAAAAAAUCUCUGUCCUUGCAAAACAAUGAACUCCUGGUCAACAGAAGUUCAGCUAAUGCUUCAAAGUGCAACAGGCAAGAAAUUUCAAUAGUUCCAAAACAAUAUAUAUAUCCAGGUAUAUUUUCACUGCUUACACACACAAAAAAAACAAAACCCCAAAAUUGACAUAAAAGUGGCAUAUGGUUAACAAUAAUAAAGAUAUGGAUAGUAAAAAUAUAAAAGAAAACACAGAUAAAAUGCAUAAAUCAAAAAUGUGAAAUCAGAGCAAGUAUUCUAUAAAUAUUUGACUGUGAUGAAUAUUAAUUAUGUGUACAUGUUUUGUUAUCAGAAUUGAAUUGUUAAAUUAUUUCUGACCUUUGUUGCUAUGAACAUUAUUUCACAAAAUUACAGAGCUGCCAACCCUUACAAUUUUGGCAUAAGGCUUACGGUUUGAGCAUCUAAAAUACGCCUUACGAUUUAUCAAUUUAUCCUUAUGAUCUCCAUUUCUCUCUGUCAGACGUUGAAAUACUGGUCUUUUCAUAGCUGUUCACCUUCAGUUUUCAAUAUUACUGUACAGAAGUCAUAAUCCUUACAACGCUUGCCUGUAUUUUCAUUGUCUGUCUCUAUACUAACUUCUAAAUCAUUUUAAAGUAAUAAAAUAAAGAUAUCUAGUGGCCUGGGGACUAUUCGGCCUUUGGACUUCCUCCUUACAAUUUUUCAUUUGAUGAUGUUGGCAUCUCUGUAAUUAAGCAGUAAUGAAAACCAGUGAUGCACACUUUUUGAUGAAUCACAGAUGAUUAUUAUCGAGUAAUUAAAAAAUUAGAAGUAGACAUUGUAUAUGACAAUUUACAAUUAUGGUGCUAGUUUGAUUAAUCUUCUUAGAAUAUAUAUUUUACAUCAAUCAAAUAAUAAAUUGUACAUGAAAGUAGAGUAGAGGUUAUUGCUAUAUUUUCUAUCCAUUUUUAGUUCAUCAAUUAAUAAUUUUUUUAAAUAGUUUUUAUUAUAACUCAAAUAU
Molecule: messenger RNA, 3047 nt
Organism: Saccostrea echinata
Lineage: Eukaryota; Metazoa; Mollusca; Bivalvia; Ostreida; Ostreidae
Product: EGF domain-specific O-linked N-acetylglucosamine transferase-like
Exons: 17
Coding region: 274-1896 (540 amino acids)
Cellular component (GO): endoplasmic reticulum lumen
Molecular function (GO): protein N-acetylglucosaminyltransferase activity
Source: RefSeq, a predicted model, not a curated record